AUAAUUUGCGGUGCUCACAAUACGAACUCCUAACGUCCUUGUCCACGAUGGCAUAUCCAGUUAUCCACUUUCAUUGGCUCUCAUGAACAAAAAAACGCCCACUCUUCGGACAUCCAUCCAUCCUCACUCCCAGCAACUUCCAAACCUUCAUGGAGACUGCCUUCCCUUCCAAAGCUAGAACACUCUCUCAGGUCUCUUUCUCUGCUGUUGGCCCUCCUACCUUUUAUUCCCAUCGCGUCCGCUUUCUCGGCAGGGGAUAUCAUUUCGGCUCCAGCUUCAGCUUGAGGCCACCGGGACUUCGUUCUCGUCGCAGAUGCCGGAAGCUAAUUGGAAUCAAGUUCCGCACUCAUUCUUCCAGAUCACUUCCUGUAGCGCAUCUAAGCUCAGCUACGGUUGUCGUCUUAGCCUCAUCCAUCGUAAUCUCAGCUCUUACGAUUGUGUUUGUACUAGUGUCCAGAAAGAGCACCAAGGCCAACCAAGCACUGAAUGAGCUAGCAGUGGCAUUCAAUCAUCAAAUAAGAAAUAAAGUGAGGGUAGUUGUGGAUAGAUUUUUUCAUCCUACAGCCAAAUGGAAAGAUAAAGCUAAUGGCAGUUCAUCAAGGAGAAUGGCAGAAGCCAGUCAUGCUGAGCACAGGAUUAUGGAGGGGAUGAUGCAAACCAGUCAGAAUGGUUUGAUGAGAAGUACUGUUAACAAAGUUGAAUGCCCACAUCCCAAUACAACAACUUCUAGAGUGGUGGAUUCUCCGGUCUCAUUAGCAUCUGAAGAUGCUAGCUCAUCGUCCAAAAAAGAUGAAUUUCUAACUACUUCCGAGGCAGAGUCAGAAGCACAUGAACUUUACACGGUGGAAAGUCUACAAGAAAGUAAGAUUACUACCGAUUUGCCCAAGGCUGUACUCAGUUCCGGCUCUGGUGUUUCAUUGACUGCUGCAAAUACUUUAACAGAAAAAGUUGAUGAUAUCCUGCAACAAAGACAUCAACCAAUUGCUGGAAGCAAAAUGAUUACUCACAGCAUUUUCUUCAGAGAACCUGAACGGAAAGAGCUCUACAGAUUCUAUGAGGCAUCUGCUGAAAAUCAGCAAGGAGAUGAAUUUGGAGAAAGGGUAUUGGGAAAAAGCAAAAAUAUUUCGAAUGCGAAGGGAAUCAGCAUUAUACAAUCAAAGUGCUCCAGAAAAGCCUCCAGGUCUCCUGGUCCAAAAGGGAAGAACACGUCUAACAUACAUCAUAUAUCAGAGCAAGUCGAUGCUUAUCAUCACUUCUUGAGGAGUGGAAGAUUGACAGACUGUUUACGGAUUCUUGAAGACAUGGAUAAUGAUGGUUUAUUAAAUACAGACAAAGUUUACCAUGCAGGGUUUUUCCAAGCAUGUAGAAAUGAAAAAGCUGUUAGCGAAGCUUUUCGUUUCACAAAGCUUAUCCACAACCCAACAUUAAGCACAUUUAACUUGCUUUUGUCAGUUUGCGCAAGCUGUCAGGAUCUGGAAGGGGCUUUUCGAGUUCUUCAACUUGUCAAGGAGGCUGGAUUGAAUGCUGACUGCAAACUCUAUACCACCCUUAUAUCUACUUGUGCUAAAAUUGGAAAAAUCAACACAAUGUUUGAGGUUUUCAACAAAAUGGUUGAUGCUGGAGUUGAACCAAAUGUCCACACAUUUGGUGCACUUAUUGAUGGUUGUGCUAAAGCUGGGCAAGUCUCCAAGGCUUUUAGUGCUUAUGAAACCAUGUUAUCUAUGCAUGUUAAGCCAGACCGUGUUGUGUUUAAUUCCCUUAUCACGGCAUGUGGUCAAUCUGGAGAAGCAAACCAGGCUUUUGAUGUUCUAGCAAAAAUGAGAGAGGGAACACAUCCUAUAGACCCUGAUCAUAUUACCAUUGGGGCUUUGCUGAAGGCUUGUCUAAAUACCGGACAGGAUGAUCGAGUAAGAGAUGUUUACAAUUUGAUUCAUGAAUAUAACAUCAAGGGUGGUGCAGAAUUGUACACAAUUGCUGUCAAUAGUUUCAGUGAAAAAGGUGAUUGGGAGCUCACGUGCAGCAUCUUCAAUGAUAUGGACAAGAAAGGCAUCGCCCCUGAUGAGCUGUUCAUCAGUGCAAUGGUAGAUGCUGCUGGGCAUGCCGGUAAACUUGAUGCUGCAUUUGAACUAUUAAAAGAAGCCAGAAAUAAUGGAGUUUACACUGGAACCAUUUCAUAUAGCUCAUUGAUGGGAGCAUGCUGUAAUACAAAAAACUGGCAGAAGGCCUUGCAGUUGUACGAUGAAAUCAAAGACAUGAAGUUGAAGCGAACUGUUCCAAUGAUGAAUGCCCUGAUAACUGCAUUAUGUGAUGCAGAAAAAUUACAGGAAGCUGUGGAUGUUUUAUUUGAAAUGAAGAGAGAAGGCCUACUCCCGAACAGCAUAACAUACUCCGUACUGUUGGUGGCCAGUGAAAUGUCGGAUGACCUGGAUACUGGCCUCAUGCUUUUGUCUGAGGCAAAAAAAGACGGUGUUGCACCUAACCUAGUAAUGUACAGUUGCCUGAUGGGUAUGUGCUUAAGAAGGUUUCAGAAGGCUUGUACACUUGGUGAGCCGGUAUUGUCUUACAACUCCGUGCAGAUACAACUUAACAACAAAUGGGUUUGGUGUGUGUAUCAUAUUCCAAUACAGCCACUGAUUGUAGAUGAUUGAUCUACAGGACAUCACUAGCCUUGAUGAUGUACCGAGAAACAAUUGCAGCUGGUCUGACACCCACAGUGAAGGAGCUUUCACAAGUUUUGGGUUGCUUACAGCUUCCUCGUAAUGCAUGCUUCAAAGCAAGACUAGUUGAGGAUCAUGUAUUUACUUUUGAUGACUCAAAAAGUUCAAACUUAUGCUCAUUGAUUGAUGGUUUUGGGGAAUAUGAUCCCCGUGCAUUUCAGUUGAUCGAGGAAGCUUCUUCACUUGGAUUGAUUCCUUUGGCCUGUCUUAAGGGUAGCCCAAUUGUUGUUAAUGUGAAGGAUUUGCAGAUUCACACAGUUGAGGUUUAUAUUUUGACGGUUUUAAGAGGCCUCAAGCGUCGCCUGGCUGCUGGUGUUAGGAUCCCAAACAUCACAAUUUUGUUACCUGUGGAGCAGUCACAGUUUCAGACACCCACUGAAGAGAGAACGAUUAAAAUUGCGGGAAGGAUAAGCCAAGAAGUCGCUGCACUAUUGAGGAGGCUUGGGCUACCUUACCUAGGGAGUGGAUCACUUGGUAAAAUUCAAAUUAAGGGCAUUUCUUUGAGAAAGUGGUUGCAGCCCAAGGUUGAAUUCCCUUUCAGUGGGGAACCAACAAGUCUGAGCUUCUCUGAGACUCGUCUGGGAAAAGGAAUAACCCAUCAACAACGUAAAAUUCGUACUGGCGAUCUAUCUGUACCGUAGAAAGUUGAAGAGGAAAAUAAUGUCUCAACGGAAAAUAAAUUCCCAGCUGAAAUUGCCUGCCAUGAAUCUCACAAUUGCUGAUUGAAGUCUGGACAGUGUCUCGCUGUACUCUAAGGCGAUUUAACUGGGAAAUCACUCGAAUCUAAAUGGAUUCUAUGUUGUAUGAUUUACUUUUAAUAUGAGUAUCAGAGUAUGGAAUGUAACAAGUGUAUAGUGUGGUAGACUGGUCAUGAUUGUUGAAUGUAAUGUAUUCUCUUUGUAAAAAUAUAAAUGGAAAACUGUAAAAGUGAAUUGCACUGUCAAAAUACUUAAUUUGUCAUUUUAGUCAGUAUUCUCCUGUUUUUUGUCAAAAUAAUGCAAAAAGGUUAUUACAAAUUGUUCACGG
This is a messenger RNA of Cuscuta epithymum, 3743 nucleotides long. The record is from the annotation of a GenBank genome assembly. NCBI's taxonomy places the organism in Eukaryota, Viridiplantae, Streptophyta, Magnoliopsida, Solanales, Convolvulaceae.